AUGAAUAGAUACUUUCAACGAAAAAGGAACGUAGAUAGUGUUGAUGAGGGGGUAUUGAAUAAUGUGGAGUUUGAUGUCACAAAACUUCCAACUGAUCCUGGUCUAAAGAUACCCAUUUUGGAUUACAAUGCUAACAUUCGAGAUGAAGUUCGAAGAGCAUAUAUGUUAAAAGGUCCUUGUCAGUCCCAAGAUCAUGACUUUCCAAAACGACAAUUUGGAGUAACAAUUAGACGAUUCAAUCCUUCGUGGUUUAAAGAGUUCGGUAGUUGUUUGGAGUACAGUGUAGAUAAUGAUGCUGCUUAUUGUUCGUAUUGUUAUCUUUUCAGAACAAGUUCUGGAAAGCAAGGUGGAAGUGAGUCUUUUGUUGGCAAAGUGUUGAUGAAUCAAGAGCAAUACAUUCAAUCAAUUUUCUACAAACAGUCAGAACAAGCAAGAAAUGCAUAUGUUACACGUUUUAAUGCUUCCGUUGAUUGUGUUCGAGUUCUUUUGCGACAAGGGCACUCAUUUCGAGAUCAUAAUGAAUCUAAGGAUUCUCUCAAUCCAGUUGAUGAAUCUUGUGAUGUGUCAAUGAAGGAGCAAAUGUCUAUUGUUUUACGUUAUGUAGACAAUAGUGGGCAUGUCAAUGAACGCUUCAUAGGGAUUGAAUAUGUUACAAGUACCACGGCUCUAUCACUUAAGGUUGCAAUUGAUAAGGUAUUUUCUAGGUAUAACUUGAGCAUGUUUAGAUUGAGAGGACAAGGUUAUGAUGGAGCAAGUAAUAUGCAAGACUUUAUUGUUGAAGCAUUGGACAAAUGUGAGAUUUUAAGUGGACGAGGACUUAAUCAAGAAAUGACCCUUCAGAGCUCUGGUGAUACACGAUGGAGUUCACAUUAUAAUUCUUUGGUUAGCUUGCUUGCCAUGUUCUCUUCUGUUUUAGAUGUACUUGCAAUGAUUGUUGAAGAUAAAUCUUGUUCUUGUGAUCAAAGAUCUGAUGCAACAAAUUUAUUGGAAUCGAUACAAAGAUUUGAUUUUGCAUUUAAUCUACAGUUGAUGAGAAGUGUGUUGGGGAUGUCUAAUGAACUGUCAAAAACAUUGUAA
Molecule: messenger RNA, 1077 nt
Organism: Olea europaea var. sylvestris
Lineage: Eukaryota; Viridiplantae; Streptophyta; Magnoliopsida; Lamiales; Oleaceae
Exons: 4
Coding region: 1-1077 (358 amino acids)
Source: RefSeq, a predicted model, not a curated record